Messenger RNA from Phycodurus eques (leafy seadragon), 2089 nucleotides. It is a transcript of the gene stx5a, whose product is annotated as syntaxin 5A. NCBI's taxonomy places the organism in Eukaryota, Metazoa, Chordata, Actinopteri, Syngnathiformes, Syngnathidae. Gene Ontology annotation, biological process: endoplasmic reticulum to Golgi vesicle-mediated transport; vesicle fusion; intracellular protein transport. The transcript has 12 exons. The record is from RefSeq and is a predicted model, not a curated record. Gene Ontology annotation, cellular component: SNARE complex; endomembrane system; Golgi membrane. Gene Ontology annotation, molecular function: SNARE binding; SNAP receptor activity. Bases 174 to 1163 code for a protein of 329 amino acids.
AGAGUGAUUGCCUUCUUGUUGUUUCCCCCCCCUCCCCCGCCCCCCUUACCAGUAACAUUGAGAGGAAAAUGGUGUAUCUUUGAACACAAUCCCACUCCAACGACGAGGACGUUGCUGCUCCCUGGGGGCCGUUAAGCCGCCGACCUAGAAGCGGGCGUUUUACCGGCGACAGGAUGACGUGCCGCGACCGGACCAUCGAGUUCCAGUCGGCCUGCAAAUCUCUCCAAGGCAGACAGAAUGGAGUGCAGCCCAGUAAACCAGCUCUCAGCGCUCUCAGGCAGCGCAGUGACUUUACAGUCAUGGCCAAGAGAAUUGGAAAAGACCUGAGCAAUACAUUUGCCAAGCUGGAAAAGCUCACAAUUUUGGCCAAAAGAAAAUCUCUAUUUGAUGACAAGGCGGUGGAGAUUGAGGAGCUAACGUAUAUCAUUAAACAGGACAUUAACAGCCUAAACAAACAGAUAGCACAGCUGCAAGACUUGAUCAGGUCACGUGGAGCUCCGGGGGGCAAACACAUCCAAACCCACUCGAACACCAUUGUGGUGUCCUUACAGUCCAAACUAGCCUCAAUGUCCAAUGACUUCAAGUCAGUCCUGGAAGUCAGAACUGAGAACCUGAAGCAGCAGCGCAGCAGGAGAGAGCAGUUCUCCCAACCUCCUGCCACCUCCUCUCCACUCAAUGCUAAUAAUUUCAGGAGCCGCAAAAAAGGGGCCCAGGAGCCGCAUGCAGCUCGCGAGCCGCGCAAUGACUACCAGGGCUUUACAACCUCAAAUGUAAAAGGGAGCUCGGUCCUGAUGCAGGACGAGUCCCGGAGUCUGGGCGACGUGGCCAUUGACAUGGACUCUCAAGCCAACCCCCUCCAGCUCCAGCUCAUUGAUGAGCAGGACUCGUACAUCCAGAGCCGCGCAGACACCAUGCAGAACAUCGAGAGCACCAUCGUGGAACUGGGCUCCAUAUUCCAGCAGCUGGCACACAUGGUCAAAGAGCAGGAGGAGACCAUUCAGAGGAUUGACUCCAACGUGGAGGACACGCAGCUGAACGUGGAGGCGGCCCAUUCGGAGAUCCUCAAGUAUUUCCAGUCUGUGUCGUCCAACCGCUGGCUGAUGAUCAAGAUCUUCCUCGUCCUCGUCGUCUUCUUCAUCAUUUUUGUUGUCUUCUUCGCGUGAGAAGGAACACAGCAACAAAAGAUGGACUUUUUUUUUUUUUGAAGGACAGACCUUCAUACGGAAGCUUGGGAAUCCCACAGAAGGAAUACAGACUUAAUCGUACGAAGGAGUGGAGAACUUUUUCCAUGUGGGAGAAAAAAUAAGUUAUCUUAAAGCCCCAUUUUGUAGCGAUUGGAUUGAAAGCUGUUCUGAAUUGUAUUUUGACCAAUGAUUCAUAAAUGUUUAUAGUUAUAAUCUAAUGGUUUGAUUCUGCAAACUCUUAAUUUAGAUUUUUGUUCAUAUCUGAAAUUUUCUCAGCCAAACCUGCAAGCUUACCGUUGGACUUCGUUGCUUCAAAGAUAUUUUUUCAUCACCGAUUUCCAGCCAUUUUAUUUUUUUUCCGCUAAAUGUAAGUGAGAGCAUCUGUGGUGCACGUGAACCGACCCCAGCAAAACUUUGCUGACAGAAGCUUGAGCUAGUCCGAAGUGCUCAAGAUGGAUUAUGUAACAAAAAGAGCAUACAUAAUGGACCUUGUGAACUUCUCCCUAAUUGGUUUCCCUCUUGGACAUCAGUGCUUAUGAAGGGGUUUUGCCCCAGAAGUGUCUGUUUUGACGUCCGUUUGCACACUCACAAAACCCUCGCUGAAUCAUCACAAUGUACAUGAUGUUAUUUAAAUGACCAAAUUUUAAGAAACAAUCUUUUUUUAUUCUUUUUUUUUUUUGCUGACUGCCUUGCCUUCCGUGUACAAAGAGCAAAUAGUGACGAACGGUGUAUUGAUCAGAAAUGGCAUAUUAAUAAAACAAAAACUGGGGGCUGGCAUUCAUGGGAUUUUCUUUGGGGAUAAGAGGAUUAGCCAGCAGUGAUAUAGUUAGAGACACAAGGCCUGUCUAAUUAUAUCACAUAUUACAAAGUGUAUUUUACUAGUAAUAAAACAUUUCUAAUUAUCA